Messenger RNA from Plasmodium vinckei vinckei, 1632 nucleotides. Its product is annotated as protein disulfide-isomerase, putative. Gene Ontology annotation, cellular component: endoplasmic reticulum. Gene Ontology annotation, molecular function: protein disulfide isomerase activity. Bases 1 to 1632 code for a protein of 543 amino acids. Gene Ontology annotation, biological process: response to endoplasmic reticulum stress; protein folding. Lineage: Eukaryota; Apicomplexa; Aconoidasida; Haemosporida; Plasmodiidae. The transcript has 4 exons. The record is from RefSeq and is a predicted model, not a curated record.
AUGAAGUACAUAAAUUUUUUAAUACCGUUUUUUAUUUUAAUAAAUUUUUAUUAUACGAAUGAGUAUAAUUUGGGUAAAAAAGAAAUAGUGUCUAUAAAUAUGGACACGUUUAAUAAAAUUUUAGAGGAUGAAGAUCAGAUAACAUUAUUAGUAGUAUAUACCCAUUGGUGUCAAAGAUCUAUUUUACUUCUUGAAAAUUUAGAAAGUAUAUCAAAUAUAUUAAUGUAUGACACUGAUAUAAAUAUAGCAAAAAUUAAUGUUGUUAUUAAUCAUGAACUAAUACAUAGGUUUAAUGUAUAUAGUUAUCCUUCCUUAUUUUUGAUCAAAAAAAAACAAAUGCACAGAUAUAGUGGUUUAAAUAGUGUACAAAGCAUAUUAUUAUGGAUACAAGAAUACUUAGAUGAAAAUAUAUACGAAAUAAAAAAUAAAGAAAAGUUAGUUUUAUUUUUAGAACUUAAAGAAUAUAAUAUAUCAACUAUAUUCUUUUUAAUAAAAGAAGAAAAACAUUAUAAUAUGAUUAAUGAAUUAAUUUCUAUAUGUAAAUUAAUCGAUAGUACAUUUUGUUUUUAUAUUAAAGACCAUAAUUUAAUUACAUUUUUUGAAAACAUUUUAAUUGCAAAAAAUGAUACCAUAAAUAUAACUGAAAUUCUAGAAAAAGACAUAUAUGGAAUUUUAUAUAAAAAUGAUUUUUUUGAUAAAUAUUUUUAUGUUUUUGAUCAUUCAUUAAAUAUAUUAUAUGAAAAUGAAUAUAAUGAUGAAUAUAAAAUAAAUGCAUUAGCAAAAUGGAUCGAUGUAAAAAGUGAACCUUUAGUUAUUCGAUUUUCAGAGUAUUAUUUUCCAGCUUUAUUUGCACCUGAUACUAUUACAUUAUUUAUAUUUUAUAAUGACAUCAAUGAUUUAAAUAAAUCCGAUAUUAUUAAGUGUGCAAAAAAACAUAAAGGAGUUACUUUUGCUAUUUCUGGAAAUGUAGAAAUUUAUGAAAAAAGAUUAUUGUCUGAUCUCCUUAUUGAUGAUUUAAAUAAACCAGUUAUGAGGAUUAUCCAAUUUAAAGAUGAUAUACAAAUUCCUUACAAAUACAAACCUUUGUCGGAUGAGGUCGAGAUAAAUGAAAAGAGCAUUGAUGAGUUUAUUAAUAAAUUUUUAACGGAUAAGAAAUACUUUUACAAAAAAAGUGAGCGUAUUUUACCAGAUGAAUAUAAUAAUGGAUAUGUGAAAAUAAUAGUAGCAGAUAAUUAUGAUGAUCAUAUAUUUAAUAAUGACAAAAAUGUUGUCGUUCUAUAUUAUGCACCUUGGUGUGGCCAUUGUCAUAAAUUUGAUCCAAUCUAUAGAAGACUAGGGAAAAGAUUAAAAAUAUAUAUAGAUCAAAAUAAAGACUAUAAAAAUGAUAUUAUAAUUAGUAAAAUUGAUGCAGCUAACAAUGAAAUAUAUAAUAUUUCCAUUGAGGGAUAUCCAACCAUUUAUUUGUAUGAAAAAUCUAACAAAAAUAAUCCUAUAAUGUAUACUGAAGAGAAAACUGAGGAAAAGCUUAUUUCUUGGAUUUGCCGAAUGACAAACACAAAUAUAGAUAUUGAGAAAUUUCUUUCCAUAAAUUUAGAUGAUGAGAAACUUUUCGAGAAUUACGAAGAAUUAUAG